Ictalurus furcatus (blue catfish) is the source of this 2179-nucleotide messenger RNA. It is a transcript of the gene rhot1b, whose product is annotated as ras homolog family member T1. NCBI's taxonomy places the organism in Eukaryota, Metazoa, Chordata, Actinopteri, Siluriformes, Ictaluridae. Gene Ontology annotation, biological process: mitochondrion organization; small GTPase-mediated signal transduction. Gene Ontology annotation, cellular component: mitochondrial outer membrane. Bases 23 to 2179 code for a protein of 718 amino acids. The record is from RefSeq and is a predicted model, not a curated record. The transcript is spliced from 19 exons. Gene Ontology annotation, molecular function: calcium ion binding; GTPase activity; GTP binding.
CUGAGAUUAGAAAUUAGGAAAGAUGAAGAAAGACGUGCGGAUUUUACUCGUCGGAGAGCCCAAAGUGGGGAAGACGUCUCUUAUCAUGUCUCUGGUCAGUGAGGAGUUUCCUGAUGUGGUUCCUUAUAAAGUGGAGGAGAUCACCAUUCCUGCUGACGUCACGCCAGAGAGAGUCCCUACACACAUAGUGGACUACUCAGAAGCUGAACAGACAGAUGAGCAGCUUUAUCAGGAGAUCUCCAAGGCGAAUGUUAUAUGCAUUGUUUACGCCGUCAAUAACAGGAAGUCGCUUGAGAAGGUGACGAGUCACUGGAUUCCUCUGAUCAAUGAGAGGACGGAUAAAGACAGCAGGGUUCCUCUGAUCUUGGUUGGUAAUAAGUCUGAUCUGGUGGAACAGAGCAGCAUGGAGACCGUCCUGCACGUCAUGAACAAAUACACUGAGAUCGAGACCUGCGUUGAGUGUUCGGCGAAGAAUCUAAGGAACAUCUCCGAGCUGUUUUAUUACGCUCAGAAAGCUGUACUUCAUCCAACAGGGCCACUUUAUUGCCCCGAACGCAAACAGAUGAAGCCAGCGUGUGUACGAGCUCUCACUCGUAUCUUUAAAAUUUCGGACUUGGACAAUAAUGGAAUCCUCAACGACAACGAGCUCAACUUCUUCCAGAAAGUGUGUUUCAGCUCGCCACUCGCUCCUCAGGCUCUGGAGGACGUGAAGAAGGUGGUGAAGAAGAACAUGUCUGAUGGAGUGUGUGAGGACGGACUGACCCUGCAGGGAUUCCUUUUCCUCCACACGCUCUUCAUCCAGAGAGGGCGUCACGAGACCACAUGGGCGGUGCUUCGCCAUUUUGGCUAUGACGAUGACCUGGAACUACAUCAGGACUACCUUUUCCCUCUGUUAAGAAUCCCGGCGGACUGCAGCACCGAGCUCAACCACAAUGCCUCACUGUUUUUGCAGAGCGUCUUCGAUAAACACGACAAGGACAGAGAUGGAGCCCUGAACCCCAGCGAGUUGAAGGACGUCUUUGAUGUUUUUCCCUACAUGCCAUGGGGUCUGGACGUAAAUAACACCGUGUGUACGAACGAUCACGGCUGGAUAACAUACCAAGGCUUCAUCUCUCAGUGGACGUUAACAACAUAUUUGGACGUCCAGAGGUGUCUGGAGUACCUUGGUUACCUUGGUUACUCAAUCAUAGCGGAGCAGGAGUCGCAGGCCGCUGCCAUCACGGUGACCCGCAGUAAGUGUGUGGACCUGCAGCAGAAACAGACACAGCGCUGUGUGUUUCUCUGUAACGUCUUUGGCAGCAGUGGCAGUGGAAAGAGCAGCUUCCUGCAGGCCUUUAUCGGACGCAACCUCAAUCGUCAGAAGACGAUCAGAGACGAACACAAAUCACACUAUGCCAUUAACAUGGUGCAUGUUUACGGUCAGGAGAAAUACCUGCUGCUGCGUGAAAUCUGUUCGGAUUUGGACUUCGUGUCCGAGUCUGAUCUCUGCUGUGAUGUUGUGUGUCUGAUUUAUGACAUCAGCGACCCCGACUCGUUCAACUACUGUGUUCAAGUGUUUAAGCAGUGUUUUGCGGACAGUAAGCUGCCAUGUCUGAUGGUGGCGAUGAAGUCAGACCUGCAGGAGGAGAAACAGCAGCACAGUGUCACACCUCUGGAGUUUUGCAGAACACACAUGGUUCCUCCACCGCAAGCGUAUAGCGUUAACACGGCGGCUACGCCCAGUCGAGACGUCUUCAUCAAAAUCGCCACCAUUGCCACAUACCCGUCAGUACACACACACACACACACACACACACACACACACACACACACACACACACACACACACACUUUGACCUCUCUGGCCUGUAAAUACAUCUGCUCUGAGAGUUUAGUGUUUUUUCACUUAUUGUUUAUGAUGAAAGCAUCUUACUCUGUGUGUGUGUGUGUGUGUCGCAGUCACCUGCGUCUGCGCUGCAUGUGUACCUGUAACAGGUGCACCUUCUGCCUCUGUCAGAACUUCCUGAACUCAGAGCUCCUCCACGCUGUAAAAGCCAAAAUCUACACACUCGUCUUCAGCAGGGUGGUUCCCCUGGUGGAUCUUCAUGGGUCGUUGUUGUUGUUGAAGGUCAGUUGUGGAACGGCUCUAUUUGCUCUGCUGGGCUUCAGCGUGUACCGAGUGCUGAUUAAACCCCGGUGA